Messenger RNA from Poecilia latipinna (sailfin molly), 3424 nucleotides. Its product is annotated as homeobox protein Dlx3b-like. The transcript has 3 exons. The record is from RefSeq and is a predicted model, not a curated record. The coding region runs from base 284 to 1291 and encodes 335 amino acids. Gene Ontology annotation, molecular function: RNA polymerase II cis-regulatory region sequence-specific DNA binding; DNA-binding transcription factor activity, RNA polymerase II-specific. Lineage: Eukaryota; Metazoa; Chordata; Actinopteri; Cyprinodontiformes; Poeciliidae. Gene Ontology annotation, biological process: embryo development; regulation of transcription by RNA polymerase II; epithelial cell differentiation.
GCCAGACAGGCGACAGUGAACACGGUCUUGGCUUUAGGGCACAGGCUCGGGAGCCAAUGAGAAGCAGACAUCCACUCCUCUCUGUCCUGCCUGGCUUGGCUCAGCUCGGCGCGCCCUGUAAUUAGGAGCUCUUGCUGGGUUGGGCGCCGCCCGCCACGGUGGACAGCCUGGCUGGCUGCUGUGUCAAGGGAGUUUGGGAACGCCAGCUCCACACUGACUGAGGGCAGCAGGAGUUUAGAGCGAACGGGCAACUCCAAAAGCGGCUGAAAAGAUCGCUUUUAAAAUGAACGGUCAAUCGUCACCUGUCUUUGAGGAGAAGAAACCGUCCCUGCCCGGCGUGGCGGGGAGCUCCAUCUCCACCAAGGACUCCCCCCCGACCCUGGCGGAGUCCUCCUCCGCCGACGCGGGCUUCUAUGGCGGGCAGAGCGCGCUGCACGACUCGCAGGACUUUUACGCGGCGCAGCAGCCAUACGGAACUCCGCACAUGAACCCGUACACCUACCACCACCACCACCACUACAACCUGAACGGCAUGGCGCCCAGCGGCGCGUACUCGGUGGGCAAGGCGGAAUACCCGUACCCGCAUGCGGCAUACAGAGAUCACGGAGCCUUCGGCAGGGAGGUGCAGACGGCGCUGCAAGAAGGUGUGAAAGAGGAACCAGACCUGGAAGUCCGGAUGGUCAACGGGAAACCCAAGAAGGUCCGCAAACCACGCACCAUCUACUCCAGCUACCAGCUGGCCGUGCUGCAGAGGAGAUUCCAGUCGGCCCAGUACCUGGCCCUGCCGGAGCGGGCUGAGCUGGCUGCGCAACUGGGCCUCACCCAAACGCAGGUCAAGAUCUGGUUCCAGAAUCGACGCUCCAAAUUCAAGAAGCUCUACAAGAAUGGCGAGUUUCCGCUCGGAGACAUGCCCUGUGAACAUAGUCCAGAUGCCAGCGACUCCAUGGCCUGCAACUCUCCCCCGUCCCCAGCCGUGUGGGACAACGCCUCCGGCAACAGCAGCAACAACAACAACAACAGCAACACAAACGGCAGCAGCAACUGCAUAAGCAGCAUCAACGACACAAACGGCGGCAGCCUCAAGAACACCGCAAUGCUGGAUCCCGUCAGCAGGGGUCAGGGUCCGUAUCAGCCCCCGAUGAGCUCCUCUCCUGCUUACAUGGAGGACUUUACACAGCACAACUGGUACCAGCAGCAAGGGGCGCAUUUAGGCUUGGCGCAGUCAGGCCAGAUACACCACACGCCGCCAACAGCGCCGUCAGACACACAGAGUAUGCGAGCCAUCUACUGAGCCACCAAUCUGGACGCUCAACAGCUGAAAAACCAGACCUUUUGUUUGUUUUGUUUUCUCCUCAUGAGAGGAAUUUCAGUGAUGCUGUAACCCCAAAUAACCUGACAGAGAACAGACUCAAGCAAUGACUGGUAGAAACUACAAAUAUAUCAAAAUUUCCUCCCAAGUCGGACUGAUAUUCUUGUGGGAGAUCACAUGGAUUGAAGUGUUUUUGCACUGCUUGGUCUGAUAAUAUUUUGUGAAUUCUUUUUAAAUAUAUAUAUAUAUAUAUUUGAAAUUUCUCCGUAUUUAACGUAAAAAAACUUUUAAUUAUUUGGUCAUUCCAUUAAAUUAUGUUCUGGAUUCGUCCUCUGUCUGUUCCCUACUGAAACAACGUGCUACUGAAACUCACUGCUGGACUUUACCAAACAUAAAGACUAUCAAGGUAAACCUUUUUUUUAUCAGUUAAAAAAAAGAACAGUUUGAUGGACUCGUCUUUGUGUUAAACUGAGCUAAGACUCAAACUAAGAUUUCCUUAUUUAUUUCUCAUAUAUAUUAUCCUGUAUAGAAACACUGCAAUCAAAUGUAAGUCAUGUCACAAUAUUAAAGCCUUGUGUAUUUAGGGAAAAGCGUCUCAGCUUCCAACUGAGACAGUAGCUCUGUUUCUAAAUGUCAAGCAAAUUUCAAGCAAACUUUUAAAACAAAGAAGAAGAAGGAAAAUAAAAAAGAGUGUGUUUCCAUUUACUGGUUCGGUGCGAAUCAAAGUGUGAUUUCGUCAGGUGCUGACUCUACGCAUGGCUGCAGACCAGCAUGGACUGGACAUCUCAGAAAAACAGGAGAGUCCUCCCAUCUGCGCUGAAGGUUUGGACAGGGAGAGUUUGUUACGCUGGAACUUAUUCUGCAAACGUGUUUCCAAAAUCGUUAAUGGAAAACCGACUACUUACUCAAUUACUUGUAUUUGCUACAAAGUUGAAUAAAAGGUGGAAAGGGAAACUACAACAAAAAUCCCCAUCAGCAACAGGUUGGGGAGGGGUUCCUGUACUCAUGGUUCCUUUGUUGUUUUGACCUUGAACAUUGACCAGGACUGAUUGACCCAGUCUCCUCGUAUCGGUGAACAUCCACAACAGCAGCUUACGUUAGCAUUGAAGCUAAUUUUUAGCAUCAUAACACUGGGCUCCAAUCGAUGGGCAGACUGUGGCAGGCCUUGUUUAAAUUUCUUCAGAAAUGUUCUAAUUUCUUCUAUAAUCCUGAGCCUUAUAUUACACUAUUAACACUGCAGGGAGAAAAAGAUUUUUUCUAACAAUGUUUUUGGGUAUAAAGUUAAUUAUGUCCUCCAACUCAGCUGAGGACAUGUCCUGCUGGUGGUGACGGCCAAAGGGCAGGCGCAGAGGGAACAGGACUAAGUGAUAACACCAAAACUGUAUUUGUAAGGGACGGCUUGUUAACUCAAAGGCUCAUUAUAACAGAAUAUGAGUCAUUCAUUCAGCGUGUCAAAAUGUCCUUUCCUGAGUCAACUUUAAUUUCUUUUCGAAGCUGUCAUGACAUUUGGAAUUUGUCCUUAUCUGCUGCGGCAGUGCAGCCCUUCAGGGGAACUUUAAAAUCACUCACCUGACACCUCACCUGGUGCUCCUCAUGUCACCAUCUCUCUUUCUCUGCCUUUCCGUUCACUCUGUGCUCUUCGAUUCUCUCACCGAGAGCAAAUCUUAACAUAAGCGGUUUGAUGUUCAAACAAAAGGGGCUGGAAAGUUUUCCAUCAACCACCCAAACUUCCCCCUUCAGAGAAAAACAUGAAUUGGCUCAAGAAAAUGAUUCACAAUGGACACAAACAGAAGAGUUCUCCUGAAGGAUGAAGCAAACUGCAUAUAAUAUGGACCCACCUGGAACUGUGGAGAUGCUCCUGUUAGCAUGAGGAGAAUAGAUAUGUUUGAAUCUUUAUUAUUUAAACAAACUUAAAAAACCACUUGUCUUUAUUUAAGUCAUCUUGACUGAAUUUCUAAACAAAGAAAGGGAACAUGAAGACAACUGCUUUCUGUGGUUACAUUUAACGGUAAUUUGCCCCAAAGAUGCUACGCUAGCCAGUCUUUUAGCCUGUACCAAACAUACUGUAAAGUAUUUCAUGUAAAUAUGAUGUUAAUAAAUUAAAUAAGGAACACA